GCACGCACAGUAGCCGCAGCCGCUUCGCGCCUGGUUCCGCGGUCGCAGCUCGUGCCACCUCCUCCUCCUUAGCCCUCACUUCGUGGGUCAUUCCCUCUGGCACACGGGCUCCAAGCCGCGCUGCAGCCUCUCUCCUUAACCCGUACCAGGCCAUCCAGGUCUUCUUCCUCCGGCCCGACCCAGUCCGCGAAGAUGGUGGACCGCGAGCAACUGGUGCAGAAAGCCCGGCUGGCCGAGCAGGCGGAGCGCUACGACGACAUGGCCGCGGCCAUGAAGAACGUGACAGAGCUGAAUGAGCCACUCUCCAAUGAAGAACGAAACCUCCUGUCUGUGGCCUAUAAGAAUGUGGUUGGGGCACGUCGUUCUUCCUGGAGGGUCAUCAGCAGCAUUGAGCAGAAGACGUCGGCAGAUGGCAACGAAAAGAAGAUAGAGAUGGUUCGUGCAUACCGUGAAAAAAUCGAAAAGGAGCUGGAGGCAGUGUGUCAGGAUGUGCUGAGCCUGCUGGAUAACUACUUGAUCAAGAAUUGCAGCGAGACCCAGUACGAGAGCAAAGUGUUUUACCUGAAGAUGAAGGGGGACUAUUACCGCUACCUGGCUGAAGUGGCCACUGGAGAGAAGAGGGCGACUGUCGUGGAGUCGUCUGAAAAGGCCUAUAGCGAAGCCCAUGAGAUCAGCAAGGAGCACAUGCAGCCUACCCACCCCAUCCGACUGGGCCUGGCUCUUAACUACUCCGUUUUCUACUAUGAGAUCCAGAACGCCCCAGAGCAAGCAUGCCACUUGGCCAAGACCGCCUUCGAUGAUGCCAUCGCCGAGCUCGACACUCUGAACGAGGACUCCUACAAGGACUCCACUCUCAUCAUGCAGCUCCUCCGCGACAACCUAACACUCUGGACAAGCGAUCAGCAAGACGACGAGGGUGGAGAAGGCAACAAUUAAGGCCCCCAGGUGGACUGGCAGCGCACGCUGAUGCUACUACUGCAGUCUUUAUUUUUUUCCCAUGAGUUGGGGUCGGGUGGGGGAGGGAAAGGGAGGGCUGACCUUCCCAGGGAGAAACCCACGACCUGUCCUGUCUUUGAUUGCCUCUUUGACAUUUUUGCCAAAAUACCACUAGUGGAAAGUCAGGCUAGCUGUGCUGGUAUUGGAGUAGCAGCCUCACACGGGCAUACGGACUGUUCUGUAGGUUCAUGUAAGUGGAGCUUUGUCUUUAAUUUAACUUAUUGCUAGAUGAUAGGCAUUUAAGAUGAAAAGACGUAAAUGGAAUGGCCCUCAUUCAGUGAGUUCUGUGGUUCCAGUAAGGAUUUUUAUGUACAUACGCUCCUGUCUUAAGUUUUGGGUACUCUUCUCUCUCCUCUGUUUUAGCUGUGCAUUUCUUUCAGGGUGUGCUCUACCAGACACGGCAUAGUUUAAAUCCCAACAGGCAGACUUGAAGCAUAAGGUGUACUCACCCUUGUGGUUUAGGCCUGGCCAGUUUUUUGAAGUCUGAUUAGUGACAGUAUUAACACUAAAUUGCAGUUUACAGUAUUUCUACAUUACAGCCAUAUGUGACAUCAAGCCAUUGAUUGUGAGUUUUCCUUUGCUAGUUAUUUUGGCUUUCCAUCCUUACUCAGCUGUAUCCAGGUUGGUUUUGCUUUUUAUUUGUCUCCUAGGCUAAAAGAUUUGCCUGAGGAGAAUCAAAGCUUCUUUAGGUUUUGGUUAAUAGGUGCUUGGCAGGUGGCUGUGGGAUUUUUUUGUCUUUCUUUCCUCUUAAUGUAAACCCACCACAAAAGUUACUAAUCAUUUUAAUAGAAAUGUUAAACACCACAAAAUAGAGAAAAUUCAGGUCUGUAUGUCAUUUAUCUCAUGUUGGUGUCUCUGAAGACUCCUGCUUUCUCAGCUGCCACAACCCCUUCCUCAGGGAUCACACUGCCAUCUGUUUCCCUCUGCACUGAGCCUUCCCUGCUGCGCUUGUGGCAGGGCCUGCAGGAGGGCUCGGCAGGCUGUCGGAUUGGAGAGGCUGGGUGGUCGUCUGGAGAAAGUUGAUGCAGUGCGAGAAGUCAGGUGCUAGACGCUGAGCUGGUAGGAAACCCAAAAGGAAGAGCUCCGUUCACAGACAUCUUUCCAUUUUUAGGAGCCUCAUAAGUGUGUUAGGUUUUCCUCCUGAAACACUCCUUUCCCAAGUUCUAUAGGAGGAUAACUAAAAUCAUUACCAGGUUGUGAAUAUGUAAUUUCUGUUUGACCAAAACUUUUCCUCUGUUUUCUUCUUUUCAGUGAAAGCAUAGAAGUUGGAAAUUCAUUUCUCUUGUGCAGUCAGUGCACAGUUUUCAUCUGAAGGAAACUACAUUGCUAUUUCUGCAGGCUUGUUUUCAGUUAGCCGUAGGUUCCUCAUUCUCAUUUUGGAUAAAUCUAUCUGUAAACAUGACCCAUGGCAUGUUUUAUGUACAGUUUUACUCUCUUAGUGUUUUUUUAAAUUAAAUAAAAUCAGUAACCAUGUGGACUCCCAAGAUGGGUAACAACACCAGACUUGCUUUGUUUGUUUCUUUGUUUUAUGUAGGCAAAGAGAGGUGUGAGUAAUAAUUGAGGAAAACCCAGCAGAUGCUUUUGUAAUACUGAAAUGAAGCUUACAAUUAUGAAUAUGUUUAACAGAAUACAGGUGACAGUGAUGAUAGAGGAGUGAUGACAACUAUAGACUCCAUAUACUCUAACAUCACACAGUUUACCCAGCAUGACUUUCCUUAGAGGCCCCCUCCUCACACUAGAGCGAAAGUCCCAGUCACCCGGAGCCUCCCAGAAGGACUCAGUGGAGAGAGCUUUGCUGCUUUGUGCCGUUACAGUAGGAGCCUGGCGUGUGGCUGUGGAGGGGGCAGUGGGCUUCCCCUGAUUUCUCUUCAUGUCCAGUGAACAGUGUCGUGUUCUUCCUUGUAACAUUUGAAAAUGAUUUACUGGAAUUACAAAACCUAUUUUUCCUUUAAAUUUCAGCUUUGGCUCUGGCUGCUUUUUAGAAUAAUGCAAGAUAAAAUCAUAUGAGAGGACUAGAACUGAAGAGGGAACGGGAGACUUGGUAUUUAAGCAGCUUGAAUGGUUUCCUUUCUUUUCUUUAUUUUUAAAGAAAUGCACUUGCCUAUGAUACUGUCUCUCCAGUGAAAUGAUUACUCCUCCAUUACUCUAUUGAUACAAUAUUGUGCAUGCUAGUGUUGUAUUUCUAUACAGUAGCUUGAAAUUUAUUAACUUAUACUGUAGGUGUUAUGUAUUCCUAUGACAAAAAAAAAUUAAGUCUUCAAAUUUUUAAAAGUUUUUUAAUUUAAUUUUUCCUUUUGGGAGUAAAGUUUGCUCUACCAAAUAGUGAUUGUAACAAACUGAUCUGUUUUGGAUGUUGCUAUAGUGACAUGCAGUUAUAUAUUUUGUUUUUAAGGGGGGGGGUACAAAAGAAACACCAGUGUUAGCUUAACCUCAAUGUCUGGUGUUUGUCAUGGUGAAAUUAUAACUAUUACAGUGUAGGAGAACAUUGACUAUGUUCUCUGAAUGAGCCCUUGUGCUUUUUGUCAUGUUAUGCAGUGAACUAUUUUUAAGGUCUAAUCAGUGAUUAUUUUUCCAACUCCGUGUUUCUCUAAAGAAUUAUUUCGCACACGGACCAUUCUUAGCAGUUUUCCUCAGUGAUGGAAUAUCAUGAAUGUGAGUCAUUAUGUAGCUGUCGUACAUUGAGCAAAUAAACUUACAGAUCUGAUGUCA
Molecule: messenger RNA, 3705 nt
Organism: Heterocephalus glaber (naked mole-rat)
Lineage: Eukaryota; Metazoa; Chordata; Mammalia; Rodentia; Bathyergidae
Gene: Ywhag
Product: tyrosine 3-monooxygenase/tryptophan 5-monooxygenase activation protein gamma
Source: RefSeq, a predicted model, not a curated record